Euleptes europaea (tarantolino) is the source of this 1938-nucleotide messenger RNA. It is a transcript of the gene CHAT, whose product is annotated as choline O-acetyltransferase. NCBI's taxonomy places the organism in Eukaryota, Metazoa, Chordata, Lepidosauria, Squamata, Sphaerodactylidae. The transcript has 14 exons. Bases 16 to 1938 code for a protein of 640 amino acids. Gene Ontology annotation, biological process: acetylcholine biosynthetic process; neuromuscular synaptic transmission. The record is from RefSeq and is a predicted model, not a curated record. Gene Ontology annotation, molecular function: choline O-acetyltransferase activity. Gene Ontology annotation, cellular component: cytoplasm; neuron projection.
GAAGGAGACCUAAAGAUGCCUAUCCUAGACAAAGCCACGGGGAAGAAACUAAAGGAUAGCCACAGCCAAGAUGAGAUGGUACUACCCAAACUGCCAGUACCGCCACUACAACAGACACUGCAAAUGUACCUUCAGUGUAUGAAACAUUUGGUAUCUGAAGAACAAUACACGAAGACCAAGGGAAUUGUGGAGAGGUUUGGAGCUACUGGGGGCCUGGGAGAGAUCUUGCAGCAAAAGCUGCUAGAAAGACGGGAAAAAAUGGAGAACUGGGUCUUAGAGUACUGGCUAGAGGACAUGUACCUGAACAACCGAUUAGCUCUCCCAGUCAAUUCCAGUCCGGCCAUCAUCUUUGCUUACCAACCUUUCCAAGAUGCCAACGACCAACUGAGGUUUGCUGCCAACCUCAUUUCCGGAGUCCUUGAUUAUAAAGCUCUGUUGGACACCCACGCUGUACCUGUUGAUUUUGCUCGCGGACAACUGUCUGGCCACCCACUCUGUAUGAAGCAAUACUAUGGGCUCUUUUCUUCCUAUCGUCUUCCAGGACAUACCAAAGAUACCCUUGUGGCCCAGAAAAACAACAUCAUGCCAGAACCGGAACAUAUUAUUGUCGCUUGUAACAAUCAGUUUUUUGUUUUGGAUGUUGUCAUUAAUUUCCGCCGUCUCAGCGAGGGGGAUCUGUUUACUCAACUGCGGAAGAUAGUUAAAAUGUCCGAGAACGAAGAGGAGAGGCUGCCUCCGAUUGGUCUCCUGACAUCGGAUGGAAGGAGAGAGUGGGCUGAGGCGCGGACGAUCCUCGUCGAAGAUUCUACUAACCGAGACUCGCUUGAUAUGAUCGAACGAAGUUUGUGCUUAGUCUGCCUCGAUACUCCGAGUGGAGAGGAACCCAGUGACACCAACAGGGCUUUGCAACUUCUGCACGGAGGAGGUUACCACAAAAACGGGGCCAAUCGGUGGUAUGAUAAGCCCAUGCAGUUAGUCGUGGGAAGAGACGGAGUCUGCGGAACGGUGUGCGAACAUUCCCCCUUUGAAGGGAUCGUCCUGGUGCAAUGUAUCGAACAUCUGCUCAAGCACAUGAAAGAGGGUGCUAAGAAACUGGUCAGAGCUGAUUCAGUAAGCGAACUUCCUGCUCCGAGGAGACUCAGGUGGAAAUGUUCACCAGAAAUCCAGGCACACUUGGCAUCAGCCGCAGAGAAACUUCAAAGGAUGGUGAAGAAUCUAGAUUUCAUUGUGUAUAAGUUUGAAAACUACGGGAAAGAGUUUAUCAAGAAACAGAAGAUGAGCCCAGAUGCGUACAUCCAAGUCGCACUGCAGUUGGCAUUCUACAGAUUGUACGGCAGACUCGUUCCCACCUACGAAAGUGCAUCCAUACGCCGGUUUGAAGAGGGAAGAGUAGACAACAUCCGAUCAGCAACUCCUGAAGCCUUGGCUUUUGGACAAGGAAUGAUUGAUAAAACUUUAUCUCUAAAGGACUCUGAGAAAAUGCAGCGAUUUAAGGAAGCUAUAACUUCUCAGACAAAUUAUACGAUUUUGGCUAUUACUGGAAUGGCCAUAGACAAUCACUUGCUGGGGCUGAGAGAGACGGCACGCGAACACCUCAAGGAACUGCCAGACAUAUUCACUGACGAAACGUAUUUGACAAGCAAUCGAUUUAUCCUCUCUACCAGCCAGGUCCCAACCACCAUGGAAAUGUUCUGCUGUUAUGGGCCUGUGAUUCCAAAUGGUUACGGCGCAUGCUACAAUCCACAACCCGAGCAUAUAUUAUUCUGCAUUUCAAGCUUUAAAGACUGCAAGGAGACAUCCUCCAACAAAUUUGCAAAAGCCGUGGGAGAAAGUCUUGUGGAUAUGAGAGAGCUCUGCCUCAAAUGCAACACAACUAAGACAAGCACCCCAACUAAACAAGAAGCAACCUCUGCGCCUCCACGUGGUCGGAAGUCCUAA